UCGGAAGAAAAGAAGUGGGAGGAGGAGGAGGAGGAGGUAGAGGAAAGAAGGGGGGGAGGGAGGAGGAGGAGAACAACCGCCUACUCCUCCCGGAGCACCAGGCUCCUAGAUGGCGAACGCCAGCGACUUGGCAGGAGCCAGCAGCCCGGCCCCGAGCAGCGCGGCGGGCGGCGGGGGCGGCGGCGGGGGCGGCGGGGGCGGCGGCCCGGCCGCCCUGGGCCUCAAGCUAGCCUCGCUCAGCCUCAUCCUGUGCAUCAGCCUGGCCGGCAACGUGCUCUUCGUGCUGCUCAUCCUCCGGGAUCGGCACCUGCACCGGGCGCCCUACUACCUGCUGCUCGACCUGUGCCUGGCCGACGGGCUGCGCUCGCUCGCCUGCUUCCCGGCGGUGCUGCUGUCCGUGCGCCGGGGCGCGGGCACCGCCGGGGGGGCGCCGCCUCCCGGAGCGCUCGGCUGCAAGCUGCUCGCCUUCCUAGCCGUGCUCUUCUGCUUCCACGCCGCCUUCCUGCUGCUGGGCGUGGGCGUCACCCGCUACCUGGCCAUAGCCCACCACCGCUUCUACGCCAAGCGCCUGACGGGCUGGCCGUGCGCCGCGGUGGUGUGCGUGGCGUGGGUGCUGGCCCUGGCCAUGGCCUUCCCGCCGGUGCUGGACGUGGGCACCUACCGCUUCGUGCGGGAGGAGGCGCAGUGCACCUUCGAACACCGCCACGUCGGGGCCAACGACACGCUGGGCUUCAUGCUCAUGCUGGCCGCCGUGGUGGGAGCCACCCACCUGGUUUAUCUCCGCCUGCUCUUCUUCAUCUACGACCGCCGGAAGAUGAAGCCCGCGCAGCUGGUGCCCGCCGUCAGCCAGAACUGGACCUUCCACGGGCCCGGCGCCACGGGCCAGGCGGCCGCCAACUGGACCGCGGGCUUCGGCAGGGGUCCCACGCCGCCCACUCUGGUGGGCAUCCGCCCGGCCGGCCCGGGUCCCGGGGGGCAGGCCCGGCGCCUCCUCGUGCUGGAGGAGUUCAAGACCGAGAAGAGGCUUUGCAAGAUGUUUUACAUGAUCACCCUUCUCUUCCUCCUCCUCUGGGGCCCCUACAUCGUGGCUUGCUACCUGAGGGUCUUCAUCAAGGCCGGCGCCGUGCCCCAGGGCUACCUGACCACGUCAGUGUGGCUCACCUUUGCCCAGGCCGGAGUCAACCCCAUCCUGUGUUUCAUCUUUAACAAGGAGCUCCGAGUCUGCUUUCGAGCCCACUUCCCCUGCGGCCAGAGCCCCCAGACCACUCAGGGAACCCUGCUCUGCGAUUUGAAAAGCAUUGGCAUAUAACAGCGCCCAUGCCCUCCUGCUCCUCCCCUUCCUCGCGGGCUGUUUUCCUGUUCUCCCUCCCGGGGAGGGGAGCGGGGAAUCAAGUCUUUUCUGCCCCUUUUCUAGAUCGUCUUCUACAAGGAGACCACAGACUGUAAAUGGGGACAGAAUCUACAUUUAGACUGGUGAAAAGUCAUUUUUGUGAAUUGGUAUUUGCUUUUGAAUAGGGUACCUCUCCCCCACCUCCUUUCCUGACAGUCUUGGCUCACAUUAAUCUUCUAAACUAGAUUUUGAUCUGGACGAUAAACCCUGCCUCAUUUUGUACAGAAUUGACAUCUUUUUUUUUUUUUUUUAAUAAAGCCUAAACUAAUUUUAUUUGUGCAAGGCCAAGACCAGUUUUCUACAGAAACUAUUUUUGACAACCUCAAGUGGUAUUAUAUUUUGAAAUGAAGUAAAAGUAAAAUGGAACUUUUGACGAUUUCAUGGGUUAAAUUUCUUGAGGGUCUUCUGUUAGAAUCAAGCUAACGGACCAAAACAUUAAAUUUGAAGUUGCCAGUUAAACAACUGCUGUUGAUAUUGUAGAUACAUUGGAGCAGUAAUUGGGAGUGAGGAUAUUUAUUGCACUAUUCCUUCGGAAAUAAUUAAGAACUUUCUGAGAAACUGUAUUUAAAAUUGGAGAGUUUAAUUCAGCAGCAGUAAUGCAGUAAUUUUUAAGCAGUGAAAUUUACUAACUUCAUCAACACAGUUAUAACACUUCUGGAAAAUACUUGUAAAACAUGACUGUUUUCUAUAUUAAAAUCACUGUUUUCUAUAACAGAUAACAUUUCUGUACGAUCAUAACUUUCAAAAUAUAAAAAUGUGUUCUGAUUAAUUGUGUGAAGAAAAUAUUGCAUGUCUUUUUAUGUAUUGGAUACAAGAUACAAGCUGGUAUAGCAUUGUCAAGGACAUUAAUUAAAAGUGCUUUUAAAUGUUUUUUGACAAUAAAGAUCAGUUGAAAUAAUUUUAUGGAAAGAGUUUGCACUCUGACUAGCUUAGGGUUUUUUUUCCCUUGUGUUAUGUAAUCAUUUCCAUUUGGUAAAUUGCUCUUCUGUUAAUAAUAUGAAUGGAUGGAUAAUUAUGGUACACUACUUUUGAAAGAUAAAGUGGUGCUUUUUUUUUUUGGCCAGGUUUAUGCUGUGCUGUUAAAUUGAUGGUUAUUUUAAAUUAAUAAGCACUAUAAUUUUAAAGAAUGCUUCUUUGUAAGACUUGUAAUCUUAAAAUGAAAUGUAAAAAUCUCUAAGUGCUGUCUACAAUGCUCCAUUUUUAUUAAUAUAACUUCCAUUUAAAAAUUUGUUUUUUCUCAUUUGCAUUACACAAAUUGAAAUAUAACAAUAUUUUUAUCCUUGAGUGACUUCUUUUAUUAAUGUUAGUUUCUAGAGAAGAUACUUACACUUGUUUCAAGACUAGCAAUGUUAGAUCAGGCCUCUAGUAUAUUUUGUCAUGUUGCAGCUUUUCUUUAAUAUGAUCUAUGGCACUAAAUAGCAUUUGAAAGUAAAUGAUACUUGGUUAACUGCCCUUUAGGAGUUCACCAAAUAAUGAGAGUUAAAUAAAGAAAAUAAACUUUCAUGUAAAAUUUUAAACUCAACAAACUCAACAAAUAAACGCCUACUACAUACCAGAUUUUGUGUGAAACCAUUUACAUAGUAAAUACCAAAUAUUUUAAAUAUCUGUGUCUGUAUUGCACUAUUUUUAUAUGACACAUCUAUUGAAAUUAGUUCAUCUACAGAUAGGUGAAAGUAGAGAUGGAUAGUGCCAUUUAAGAUAAGAUAUUUAGAGCCAUUCAAAAAUUUUAGAUGUGCUAGCUCUGACAAUCAAUGAACAAGCAUUUGUUGAAUGUUGGCUAUGUGCCCAGGAUUGACUUAACCUUGUUGGGAGAUGGACAUAAAGGGAAGUAUGAGAGAUUAUGCCUACAAGGAGUUUUAAUCUAGUUGAAGAGAAAAGAUAGUGCACAAUCAAUAUUAAGUGGAAUAUUGUGCUGAGUCUUCAUGUAAUAGGAGGUUGGAGAAAGAAGAGCUUUCUGGGAGAUCAGAAUAGGAAUACUUCAUGGAGAACCUUGAACUAAAGCUGAUGCUUGGAGGAGUAGUAUAUUUUGCCAAACUUUAGAUAGGUAGGAUACUAUCCAAGUAGAAAGUAGUUGGGCUAAUUCUUAUAGCUUGCAAGUUCCAGAACUUCUUAAGUUUUUCUCCUUAAGGAAUAUUUUUCUUAAUGAGUUUCUCCUGGGGGAAAACUAAUGGGAUGACAUUUUCAGUAGCAAAAGAUAGGAACAUAGUGAUCUUGUACCUUUGCUUAGCAUCUAUUUAGACAAGAUUUUCUACCUUCUUGUUUAGUCUAUUUAGCAAAAUUCUAACAAGUUUUAUUAUUAUACCCAGAACCUAAUAAAUUGUAAAGAACUUAUAAUUUUUACCUCCACAACAUCUCCUAUUCAUCCCUUUAUCUACACUAAUAUAGUUAUAAUCCUUGUUGAAACUCUUCUGAUCAUUAAUCCAGACUACUGCAAAAACCUUCUGAAUUGAUACACUACUUCCAGAUCCUUCCCUUUCCAAUCCAGUCUCCAUAUAGCUGCCAAAAUAAACUAACUAAAUCAAGGGUCUGUGUCUUUUCACUGUUCCAAAAUCUUUAGCGACUCCCUUGUGUCUCCAUAAUAAAGUACAGAUUCCUCAAAAUAGUAUUCAAAAACUUUUCACAAUCUGUUUCCAUUCUUCAUUUCCAGACCUACUUUAUACUUUCCUCAUUCUAGCCAACUAGUUUUCAUUCUGCUUCUCAAAUUUGUUACUUUUCCUGUCCUAUCUCUAAAGGUUUGACUUUGUGAAGGUUAGCUCCUCAUGAAAUGUCUUUUCUCUACUCCUAUGAAUCUUAGCUUGUUCAAGCUCAAUUCAGGCAGACGUUUGUUCUAGACCUUUUUCCUGGUCCUUCUAAUUGUCCAUGCCCCCAUUCUUCUCGAAUUAUUUUGUCUUUAUUUAUUGGUUUACAAAUUGUAUCCCCCAAUAGAAAGUAAGCUCUAGGAGGGAAGGGACUGUUUGCCAUUUUUCUUCUCUUUAUACUACUUGCACCUACCUUUGCCAAUAUCAGGCCCUUAAAAAUAUUGCUUGAAUUCAACAUACUAUUCCCCAGCCAAUAAUAAAUUAGCAUAAAUUUGCAUAAGUUUACAUAUAAGUUGUUUGGUCACUUUGUGGUAUCUGACUCUUCAAGACCCCAUGGACCAUAAUACAUUAGUCCCUUCUAUUCUCCAACUUCCCCAAUUCUGGUUAAGUUCAUGUUCAUUAUUUCCACAUUAGCUAUCUAUCUCAGCCUCUGCUAUCCCCUUUUCCUUUGGCCUUAAAUCUUUUCUAACAACAGGGACUUUUCCAGUGAGUUCUCUCUUCUCAUUAUGUGGCCCAAAUAUUUCAGCUUCAACAUUUGACUUUCCAGUAAAUAGUUUGAUUUAAUUUCUUUGUGUUGAAUUAAUGAUUAAUUAUACUACCUUCAAGUUAAAUAAAUAGGGUGAUAUUAUACAGCCUCAUCAUACUCCUUUUCCAAUCUUAAACCAAUGAAGAUAUAAUAUUCUCAAUUUUAUAGUCAGAAUCUGUUAUCUAAGUUUCCAAUACA
Molecule: messenger RNA, 4912 nt
Organism: Sarcophilus harrisii (Tasmanian devil)
Lineage: Eukaryota; Metazoa; Chordata; Mammalia; Dasyuromorphia; Dasyuridae
Gene: GPR27
Product: G protein-coupled receptor 27
Exons: 1
Coding region: 110-1309 (399 amino acids)
Biological process (GO): G protein-coupled receptor signaling pathway
Cellular component (GO): plasma membrane
Molecular function (GO): G protein-coupled receptor activity
Source: RefSeq, a predicted model, not a curated record